Molecule: messenger RNA, 2034 nt
Organism: Pseudomyrmex gracilis
Lineage: Eukaryota; Metazoa; Arthropoda; Insecta; Hymenoptera; Formicidae
Product: alpha-tocopherol transfer protein-like
Exons: 11
Coding region: 960-1892 (310 amino acids)
Cellular component (GO): membrane
Molecular function (GO): phosphatidylinositol bisphosphate binding
Source: RefSeq, a predicted model, not a curated record
UAAUGAGCUAAUCUCAGAAAUGCUGGAGAUCGUCGCAUUGUGCAGCUGUGCUUGUCUCGCGUGUCUCUGGUGCGCUUUGGCUUUCGAAGUAGCGAAGAACAAAUACGGUUGCAGAUGGUGUACUACGCUACGUAAUCCUUGCGAGUGGCGGUGGACGAAGUGCAAAUGUGUUGAACGCGUCUUUCGAAAAAAUCAAACUCAAAGUUCACCGUGUAAAACUUCCUGUUUGUGUUCACGUUCACCUUGUGCCUGUCCGUCGUAUAAGUUCGUAUGUAAAGUGUGUCGUCGUGUAAAGCCGGAGUGUAUCUGCGCGAAAUUCUUUUGGCAUAAUGUGGCAGCGGAUCACAGUUAUGCUAAAUAUCAGACAAAUGUUUCAUAUAAUUCUUUCUUGGACUCAAACUGGAUUUGCCAAGAGACGUCUACAUCAUUGCCUGAACAGGUUCUUCGAGGACGCCAAUUUCAUAAUAAAACAAAACAAACUAAGAAACAGCGACGUUCAAUGCCGAAAUCAAUAUUGCGGAAACAGUGCAUUGAAAAAGAAACUCGAGAUGUAAAAUCAUGUGAUGUCUGCAAACACCGAAUAAAGAAAAAUCUGUGAAUUUUAUAUACGCAAUCAAUGUAAUUGCAAUCUCCUGAGAUUUCAAUUUCUAAAUGAAACCGUCAAGACGGACAGUUUGCAUUCUCUCUACUUAAGUUCACGCACGUGCUCGGCGCUUGUCACGCACCUGAAUAUACUUUAUACUAUACUUACUACAUGAUGUUUGUGUGGUGGGGAACUUAGUUGUAGCCCAGACUUAAAGAAGAGAGGAAUCGCUCCUCUUUGCUUCAAAUAGAUAGAGGUUCUGAAGAAUCGCGGAAGAUAUUUCUUUAAUUGUUGGGCUUUGUUGUGUCGCUUGGAUUUUUUUCUCACAAACUCGACUGGGUGACUUUCAACUUUUGUGCAAAAAACAAAAGAGAUCAUGACGUUGUUACCGCCAACGCCAGCGCAACAGAAACGCAUGAACGCGGAGCUCCCGUCUGAUCCGGAAAUAAGGAAGAAUGAUAUCAGAGUGCUGCGACAAUGGCUCUCCAAGCAGCCGCACUUGCCGAAUCACAUAGACAAUGACAAACUGGAAAGAUUUCUCUACAACUGCAAGAACAACGUCGAGAGAUGCAAAUUGAUCCUGGAACGAUAUUACACCGCUCGCACAUCUCUGCCGGAUUUUUUCGCUGUACGCGAUCCGAUGUCUCGGGACAUUAAGGAGUCCUACGAAGUCGUGAAUUACUUCACCUUGCCAACGUUAACCGAGGAAGGAUAUCGCGUCACUAUCGGCAGCCUAAAUAACUUCAACUCCGACAAAUUCUCGUUACAGGCACUAAUCAGACGUAUUCUAAUGAUACUCGACAUUCGUCUGAAGGAGGAAGUCUGCUUGUCCAAUAUUAUGGUUAUAGAUCUUAAGAAUGUCAGUCCAGCACAUUUAGCAAAAGUCUCUCCGACAUUAUCCACUGUGAGACAAGCGUUGCUGGCGAUACAAGAUUGCAUGCCCUUCCGAUUGCACAGGGUUCACUUUCUUCACACGCCGUCUUACAUCAUCACUUUCAUCAACUUGUUUUUGCCGAUUUUAAAACAAAAAUUACCUCAAAAGUUUAAUUUUCACAAUGGCGGCGGCGAGGAACUAUACGCGUACAUGGACAAAGAAAUUCUGCCCAACGAGUGGGGUGGCAAAGCGGGGACUAUUAAGGAACUCAAUGACGCGUGGCAAGAGAAACUCGAGAAGAACAGAGAUUGGUUCUUGCACGAUGAGAAAUUAAGUCGCACGAACGAGACGGCUCGUUUGCCGGAAUUGAAGUCCUAUUUUCUGAAAGACUUGGAAGGACUGCAGGGUUCAUUCCGAAAACUGAACAUAGAUUAACAAUUUCUUCGAGAUCAUAUUCUUGAGCGAAUAAAAUGAAUUUAUUAAUUUUCAAUAAUGUUAUCUCUCAUACUUCACUUUAUGUUAUGACAAUUGUCUAUUUUAUUAUAUACAACAUUUUUUACUACAAAAUAAUAAUAAU